UUGACACAUGGUGUAGCGUCUUUUGAAUCGUGCAUGUCUAGUCGCGACUCGCAUGUGUUAAUAUAGGUGUCAGGCGGUGUUAAAAUUUUUACUCAUAAUUACAUUGCUUUUUCCCAUAAAAUUUGUAUAUUUCGUUGUUACAAGGAACACAUGAUAUAACCUCAAACCGCAUCAUGGCGAAAACAGUAGCUGAAGCCCCCGUCAUUAAGACAAUUGCUAAGAAAAGCAAGCUCAAGAAUAAGAAGCCCAAACCCAAAAAUCUGAAAGCCGGUGCAGCUUCAGAAGCAGCUCUAAAACAGGUGAAGAAAGUAACCGAAGUGAAACCAAAAUCAGUAGAAGUACAGGUUAAGGAAAACCCAAUACCAGAACAAAUCCUCAAAAAAUAUCCAAUCCUGAAAAAUGAUGAACUCGUCAAGAAGUUCCUGAGUGUGGAACUCACCAACAAUCAGAAGGGACGGAUUCGGCAAGUAUUGAGGGAAAGUUUGAAGGGCACAGCCGAGGACCAACUGCCUGAUGUGAUCAACAACAAGAUUCAAUCAAUUAUGAAGAAUUCACAAAAUCUGAACGACUCUGAGUUAAGACGAAUAAGAAUACUGUAUAACAUGCUGAAGCUGUCCGUGCAUAAAGACAAACCUGAGACAAAAGCCAAGAAUACGAGUAAAAAUAAAAUAAGGAAGGAAAGGAAAAGGAAGGCGAGGGAAGCUAAAGAGAAAGAAGCUAAAGAUGAGCCCCCAAAAGAUAAAGAUAAGACAACAGAUAACGUAGAUGCUAAGGAGAAAGUUAAAAAUAAGAAGAAUGAUCAAGGGAAAUCUAACGACAAUCAAAAAGUUAAGGGGCCUAAGAGAUAUGUUGUCUUCAUCGGAAAUCUGGCUCAAGAUAUUGAUAAAGAAAGGUUGAUGAAGCAUUUUUCGGACAUCAGCGACUUCGUCGUGGACGUCCGCAUCCCGAAACCGGCCGAAGGGAAGAAAAGUUGCAUCGCUUACUUGGAACUGAAGAACGAGUCCAGUUAUGAGUUGGCGCUCUCCAAGCACCACACGAUGCUGGACAACAGACGGAUCAAUGUGUUGUAUUCCACGCAGCAAAACAGCAAGAUCACCAAGACUGAGGCGAAGGGUAAAUCGGCUAAACUAGUAGCGCUACAGAAGUCGGGUCAACUGUCGGGGAGCAUCCCGUUGAAGAAGAAGAGAAGUCAGAGGAGAAUGAAAGCAAAGUUAGCACAGAAGAAACCUGAGCAGGCCUGAAUACUCUAUGUAUUGAUUAACAUUUAUUUCGCUGUACUUUCCUCUCCUCACGUUAUUAAUAUAAAGCAGACAUUUUCUUUAGAAUGUCACAAUUUUGUUGAGUAUUCUAAAUAUGUAUUUUAAAUGUCCUACAAAUACAUCUUAAGUCCA
Molecule: messenger RNA, 1391 nt
Organism: Danaus plexippus (monarch butterfly)
Lineage: Eukaryota; Metazoa; Arthropoda; Insecta; Lepidoptera; Nymphalidae
Product: DNA ligase 1-like
Exons: 8
Coding region: 174-1241 (355 amino acids)
Molecular function (GO): RNA binding
Source: RefSeq, a predicted model, not a curated record